UCCAACAACAAUAUGGCAACCAACCACAUCGUCAUCAUCGGCGCCGGAGUCUCCGGACUCACCACUGCCUAUCUUCUCUCCCAGGACCCCGCCCAUUCCAUCACGGUAGCCGCCAAGCACAUGCCCGGUGACUAUGACAUCGAAUACGCCUCUCCCUGGGCGGGCGCCAACUACUCCCCAAUGGGCUCGCCCGGCAGCAACCAAGCCAAAUGGGAGCGAGAAACCUGGCAGCCCCUGCAGGAGAUAACGAAGAAGCACCCGGAAGCGGGCAUCCACUUCCAAGACAACGUGAUCUACAACCGCACCAAAGAUCAAGAAACGGCGACAGGCAAGAACUUCGCCGCCCUCAUGAACGCGGAACCGUGGUAUCGCGAGGUGGUUCCUAACUUCCGCGCAAUGCCUAAAGAACAGCUCCCCCCCGGAAUUGACAGCGCCCAGACCUUUACCUCCGUCUGCAUCAACCCAGCCCUCUACCUGCCCUGGCUGGUGGGUCAGUGUCACAAGAAUGGGGUAAUCUUCAAACGAGCCGUCUUUCAACACGUGGUUCACGCCGCCAAAGCCCACCACUCCGGCCUCACGGCAGACGUCGUCGUGAACUGCACCGGUCUCUCAGCACGAACCCUUGACGGCGUGCGCGAUGCGACAGUCUACCCCGGACGGGGCCAGGUCGUCGUAGUCCGGAACACACCCGGAAAGAUGGCCGCGCUGUCGGGGACGGACGACGGGGAGGAGGAGCUGUGCUACAUGAUGACGCGUGCCGCCGGAGGGGGGACUAUUCUCGGUGGCUGUUACCAGGCGAACCAGUGGGAUCCGCUCCCGGACCCUAACCUGGCGGUGCGGAUCAUGAAGCGCGCAAUCGCUGCGUGUCCGGAGCUUGUUGCGGACGGCCAAGGGAUUGAGGGACUGGAUGUCGUCAGACACGGAGUGGGGCUGCGCCCGAUCCGCAAGGGGGGACCGCGAGUGGAGGCGCAGUCGGUGGAGGGGGUGGCGGUCGUGCAUAAUUACGGCCACGGGGGGUUCGGAUAUCAGGCUUCGUUUGGCUGCGCGGCGGAGGCUGUGCGGUUGGUCGAGGAGAGUUUGCGGCGGGUCUCGGCCAAGUUGUAGGAGAUGUGUUGGCCACCUCAGCUAUAAAUUCAAAUCCACUGGUGAUACCC
Aspergillus saccharolyticus JOP 1030-1 is the source of this 1154-nucleotide messenger RNA. RefSeq names its product FAD-dependent oxidoreductase. The coding region runs from base 13 to 1104 and encodes 363 amino acids. Gene Ontology annotation, molecular function: D-amino-acid oxidase activity; FAD binding. Lineage: Eukaryota; Fungi; Ascomycota; Eurotiomycetes; Eurotiales; Aspergillaceae. The transcript is spliced from 5 exons. The record is from RefSeq and is a predicted model, not a curated record.